Molecule: messenger RNA, 1293 nt
Organism: Porites lobata
Lineage: Eukaryota; Metazoa; Cnidaria; Anthozoa; Scleractinia; Poritidae
Source: the annotation of a GenBank genome assembly
ACCUUUAGCCCAGUGGGCAAAAGUAUCACCCCUAUUCAGUUUGAUCUUCCAGCCAUGCAAGAAUUUGUAGAUCUCUCCAGGAGUUACUUUACUGUGCGACUCAAACUGGCCAUGUCCGAUGGUGCCCCUAUCAAAACAACCGAUGAUCUCUUUUUGGUCAACAACCUACCUCACAGUAUGCUCAAACAAGUUGGAGUACGACUCAAUGGUACUCUGAUCAACCCCCAUACAGACACAUAUCCUUACAAGGCCAUGUUUGAAACCAUCUUGAACUAUGACAGAGAAGAUGGGAAAACGAUUCUACGUCCUCAAGGCUGGGUCAAUGCCUUGGAUUUGCCCAAAGCAUGGGAAAAAACAGGUUCAGGCAACAUGGACAUUAAAACAAGUGGUUGGACUGACAAUCAAAAAGCAGCUUUUAAGUUACUGAAGGCAGAAUCCGGCAGGUACUACAAUGAUAGUAACAGCUCGUUACUUGAAGUUCGUUUGAAGAUCAGACCCCAUGUGGAACCUUUUUGGUUUCCUUAUGUGUUGAAACCAGGAGUGCAAAUGCAGUUUGAAUUCCAUUUUCAUGAUCCUAAAUUCUGGACCAUGGUAGCUGAUGAUAAUGUAAAAAAGAUAAGGUUCACCGAGGAUGAUGUUGACAUGAGGUUUCAUCUAGCUCGACUAAAGCUCAAUGACUCUAUCUACAAUGAUCUCAUGCUAAAAACACAAAACAAUGCUCAAAAAGCAGUGUAUCCAGUGGUACGAAGUGAAUUGAGAACCUUUAUCUGGAACUCAGACAAGCAGACAAGGUUUGAAGAAGAAGAUAUCUUCAACGGAAAGGUCCCACAGAGGGUGAUCGUAGCCAUUGUGGAUAACAAAUCCUUCAAUGGAACCAAAAAUUACUACCCCUUCUCAUUCCUCAAAGCCAAGCUCAAGUACAUCAGACAGCUCAUUAACGGAGAAGAAUACCCUUAUGAAACACUGGAACUCACACGAGAUGAUCGGUAUGACUAUGAUGGCUAUUACCGAUUCCUACAAGCCAGUGGAGCAUUCAUCAAGAGUCAGCCAAACAUGUUGAGAGAGGAAGACUGGGGUGAAGAUAGAAACUGUAAUUUGUUCAUGUGGAACAAUGUAGGCAGUGGUAAUGCGGACACAGGUAUGAUGAAUCCCAAUAAAAAGGGUAACGUACGGAUUGAAUUCGAAGCACAUUCAGCUCCUGCCUUUAUCAGUACAGUGCUGGUCUUUGGCGAAUUUGAAAAUCUGGUGACCAUUGAUAGCAUGAAUGACGUAGAGUACAACAUCUACCAGUAA